Spodoptera frugiperda (fall armyworm) is the source of this 1728-nucleotide messenger RNA. Its product is annotated as tektin-4-like. The transcript has a single exon. Bases 144 to 1679 code for a protein of 511 amino acids. NCBI's taxonomy places the organism in Eukaryota, Metazoa, Arthropoda, Insecta, Lepidoptera, Noctuidae. The record is from RefSeq and is a predicted model, not a curated record. Gene Ontology annotation, cellular component: microtubule cytoskeleton; nucleus. Gene Ontology annotation, biological process: cilium movement involved in cell motility; cilium assembly.
AGAUUUUUGACAAUUUGUCACAUUUUUAGCAAGCUAUUGGCAAGAUAGCAAUUUUGUUAGUUAUUUAUUUAUUUUCGGAAAAUUUUGUUUUGAUAAGUUAUUUACUUUACACUAGAGCGCAUUACUGAGAUUAUUGCUCGAACAUGGAGGCACUUACAACAUUCCCUGAUGCUGACAUGUGUCCUAAGCUCACCGAGGAGAUCGGCGCUUACGUUAGAACGUCGAUGACUAAGCCAAAAGCCAGUGACAAACCAACUACAGAAGAAGACAAAAAGGUAGAGACCGAGGGGAAACACGAAGUCGAGGCGAAACCAAAACCAGAGCCAGUGCCGCCGCAACCUCAACCAGUAGUUGUAGCUACCCCCAGAACUUCGGUAGUAAUACCCGAGCUCGAAGCGUUGAAACCAGGACCUGAUGGAAAAGUAGACUGGACACCGCUCGGCCAAAUUACCGGAACUAGGCCACCGGUCAAUAAGUAUUCGUUAAGCAGGUAUUCACUAGGAGAAUGGAGGAAGCACAAUGAAAAUGUAUUGAACUCUGACAUAGUGACCGAGUCCAAUAUCGUAGACUAUAACGCCAAGACGUCUAUGAUGCAAGCGUUCGGAACAAUAGACAAACAACAGUCGGAAAAUUACAAGCGACUCAGACAAAAAGCUAAAGAUAUUUUCCGGUGGAAGGUCGAAGUAGAACGCGCCUGUAAAAUGAUAACGGAGGAGGUUGAAUUAUUAGAAAUAGAAAGACAGCGACUGAAAGGCGCGUCUAAAGUAUUAAUGUUGCCUGAAUCGAUCUCUAGACAGUGUCUCGACAUGCGAUCGUCCAGAUCGCAGCCGGACCUAGUGGCGGACCUAGCCGAGAUACAGCUCGUGAAGGAAAUGAAUCUAGUGAGUGAGGUGAGAGAAACCUUGAAGACAACUUUGAAUCAAAUAGAAGAACAACUUAAGAUCAAUAAAGCAGCCAAGCACAGGAUUGAAUACGACUGGUGUGAUAAAACUAUGGCGUAUAAUACAGACACCAUCAAUUUGAGUCUUAGCACCAAGUCUAACACUAUACUGUUCCGGCCUGGAUCUACAAGAUUUGGUGAAUUUUCAGCGCCCCUCGAAUACUGGGAGUACUUCUGCAGGGAAAAUAUCGAAAAUUGUGAAGCAGUGCGACAGAAAUCCGUUGACCUUAGAAGUACUUUGAACGCUAUUUUAGUAAAUAACGGCAGAAAACUACGUAACCAGGCGGAUAAAACUGACGCGGCUUUGGCCGAAACGGUCGCUCUCACUACUGAAUUGUGUACGAAGUUAAAAGAGAAUUUAAUGACCACUUUGCAAAAAAUUGCUGAUAUGGAAAGUUUGAUUCAAAACCUGCAAGACGCGGUGAGGAAAACAGAUGCAGCCAUGAAACUAGCUCAAACUAGGCUGGACAACAGAAAUAAUUGGAGGCCUCAUGGUGAAAGUGUAAGGGACCAACCGCACUUAGGUUUGAUCGAAGAAGUUAAGAAAAUACAUGAAACAGUCACAUCCCUUCUUGGACAGUUGAAGAAUGCGGAGAGAGUGAGAGAAGGUUUGUUAGAGAAAAGAAUUCAGCUGGAGAAAGAUAUAGCAUCAAAGAAUAAGACAUUGAUAACAGACAGAGAAAGAUGUGGAACGGUACGGUCGCAUUACCCGUCUGCUUCAGAACUGGCUGGGCUAUGAAAUUACAAUUUGCAUUCAUCAAUCAAAAUUGUUGCGGAAUCAUUCCACC